UGUGUAUACGUCGCUUUGCAUCGCGCGCGAUAAUAGUCACGGGUGGGACCCCCUUGACGCGCGCUCGCCUCGAGAUCGCUCGAGAUACCGGGUCGACUACUGACGAGGCCCGCAGUUCUCAGAGCAUCGCGAUCGACGGUGGAUCGAUCGCCGACUCGCGCGAUCCAGACCAAUCCGAUGGGAUCCAACGGAGAAGCCCGACGCGGAAACGACGAUUAUCGGGAAACCCGAUGUACCUGAUCAUUCGACGAAAAUUACGAGACGGAGAACCGAGAAGUGAUCGAAAGAAAUACUCCAAUUUAACGCAAGAACUUGGAGCACGAGUCGGAUAAAAUUGUGGUAAUCGAGAAUUUGAGAAACGGAUUCGCCUGUGUCUUUGAGAUACGACGUGCAGUAGUGUGCGGUGAGAAGAAUUGUUUUAAUGAACCAGUAAAAACAAAUAGUGCCUUAAAUCGGGAUCAUCGCAGACCGUUUGUUAAUCGACUUAUGAAGCUGCUUAGUUUCAUAACAUUUUAAUCGAUACGCUUUAAUGACACUUGGAUUGGUACACUCGUUAUUACCAAUCAGCCUUAAUAGCGUAUUAGCAGAUACAUCGAUCUCGGUCUACGUCGUCGCAGCUGAUUCUUUCGAUCACUGAGCCGCUUUCGUACCGAUUUCAACUCUUGUUGCUCCGAACAGCGCCCACGUUUGGAUGUUAAUAACGAUUUACGAUUUAUAAUUCUGUAUUGACACUUCGGUGACGAUAGUUCAGUUUGCACCGAGCACGUGGACUUUUUGUUAACAAACUGACGGCCGAUCAAGGUGAACUGCGGGAAACGAAAAGAACAAGAUGCUCUUCAAGGGUAACAGUUCACGGCUGGAAUUGCUGAUAGGAAAGAUCCACGCGCACAAGGAACCGUCGCAGGACGAGCAACACAAGUCUAAAGAGGCCCUAGGAACCGGAAGUUCCUCGUGGCACAGCGAGGAUGGCGGGCCCAACUCGCGUCGCGGUGGCGAGACACCGUCCUCCUGCGCGACACCGACAUCGGCCAGCUUCCCGUCGGAGCCCGAGGUCGACGCCGACGUCGGCGUCAAUCCCGACGGCAACAACCCCGCUGCCCCGUACCCCUGCCAAUUCUGCGACAGGACGUUCCCGCGACUCAGCUACCUGAAGAAGCACGAGCAGAGCCACGGCGAUCAAAUGCCCUACCGAUGCAGUUGGUGCAACAGACUAUUCAAGCACAAACGCAGCCGCGAUCGCCACGUGAAGCUGCACACCGGAGACAGGCGAUAUCGCUGCUCGAAAUGUGAGGCCGCCUUCUCCAGGAGCGAUCAUCUGAAGAUUCACUUGAAGACGCACGACACCCAGAGGCCUUACCAAUGCACGGCUUGCACGAGAGGCUACAGCUCAGCCGCGGCCUUAACGUCGCACAUGCAGUCCCACAAGAAGCAUCACCAAUCGUCGUCCUCUCAGUCGGCCGGCAAGCUCCAGGACAUUGAUUACGGGAGGAGAAGCGUCUCCUCGCACAGCACGUCGUCACCGCCGGUGCCGUCGUCGCCGUCGCCGUCGUUGAAUCUCACUCUGAACCCAAGGAACGUCCUGAAAACGUCGCAGGGUACCGGCAGCACCUCCACCACGCCGAUUCUCAACUCGCCCGUGAAGCUCACCUGCAUGUACUGCACCCGGGACUCGUUCAGCUGCAUGCAGCAGCUGCAGAUGCACGUGCGCACGAUGCACCAGGAGAUCGUGAGCGGUGCGGAGGGUCUGACGCGGCAGCCGUCGCUAAGCAAAACGUCGAGCGAGCAGCAAGCGGUGUUUUGCUCGCGCGACAAGCCACCCGAUCGCCAGGACAGCUCGAAGGACUCGCGCCCGGACCGGAAGUACCCGCCUGAGGAGAGGGCCGACAGGCCCGCCGGCGAACGAGACCACUACGAGAACGCGUUCACCUGCGACCAAUGUACCAUGAAGUUCUCCACCCUGGCCUGUCUGCGCGAGCAUUCGCUGUCGAUACAUCGAGUAGGUUUCAGCGCGACCAUGGUGAUAUGCCCGCUGUGCGGCAUCCCGUGCGCCUCGACGGCAACCUACGCCGAGCACUACGUUCUCCAGCACUGCGAUAAUCGCCGACUGGUGCCGACAACCAGCAUAGAUUACAGCGAGACGAAACUGAACGGCGUUUACGACAGUACCCCAGCGAGAGACUCCAGGUCUCUACCGAGAAGCAGGAACGCUCCGGAAGCCGCCGAUCUCACGAAUAAACGUCCAACCAGGCCAUCCGCGGACGUCGCUGGUGGCUACACCGCGGAUACCCUCUUGUGCGGCCAAUGUGACGCUGCGCUCAAGGAUUUCGAGUCCUUUCGCGAACACGUGGCCCGGCACCUGCAGGCCGACCACCGCAACCAGGAGAUAUCCAGCAGGCAACAUCUGUGUCCCAAGUGCGAGGCCGCCUUUCCGGCCCGCGAGGACAUGCUGGCCCACCUGACCAAGCACUACCUGGGCCAGGUCAGCAAGGAGUUCGCGUGCGGCGCCUGCAAAAAAUUCUACCCGCAUCCGGAUCAGCUUCAGAGACACUUGCUGGACGCCCACGCGCAUCAUCUGUACCGUUGCGCCCUGUGCCGAGACACGUUCGACUCCAAAGUGGCGAUACAAGUCCACUUCGCGGUCAAGCACAGCCAAGAGUGCCGGAUCUACCGUUGCAACGUAUGCACCCUGUCCAACAACGAGAACUCGCCGCCGGGGGCGAACGCGGCUCCCGGCGACGGCAGGACCUUCUUCAGGAGCGAGGCCGAGAUGGCGGCCCACGUGCGCAAUGUACACGCGCCUCCUCCCGUCGUCCCGUCCCUGAUGAAUAGCAGUCCCGUCGGCGCUGCAACGAGAAGUCCGGCUUCGACGCCUGGCGUUGUCGCGACGCGCUGCGUCUUCUGCGGGACAUGCUGCAGUUCGGAGCUCGAGCUUCAGCUUCACCUUGCCAGCCACUCGGCCAAUCUCUACAGGUGUCCCAUCUGCAGGGAAGGUUUCGCGGUGGAAUUCCUCCUGGAUCGACACGUCGCCCAGGUUCACCAUCAGGCAGCGCAGGAUCACCAGGCGCCGUCAGUCAGAAACAGGGAGAACGGGCGUGUUCAUCGACUGGCCAGAAGUCAGGAAGAAACGAAAUCUCUGAAGAGGGGCCGUUCGCCAGCGUCAAGCAACAACAAUUCCCUGAACCAGCGCGACAACAACAACAAACGUUCGAAUUACAGCAUCUCCGGUCAACAAUGCGAGCUCUGCGAACGCGGUGAAUUCGCGAACGAGGCCGAACUGCAAGCGCACAAGAAACUCGCCCACACAACCCCCAAGCUAUCCAACAAGUCCCUAUCCACCUUGAGCAUGACGUGUGGCUAUUGCGGCGAGGUUUGUCGCUCGCGAAGCGAGCUGGAAUCUCACACGAGGAUUCAGCACGCAUCAAAUGAGCCUGGUGGCCGUCACAAGUGCAAUAUCUGCGACGAAGUGUGCCCGUCCGGCGCGAGUCUGGCCGAGCACAAGCUCCAGAAGCACUGCAAGAUCCAGCUGAGCGACACGUGCGUGGUGUGUCGCAGUUGCCUCACGUCGGAGAACCAAUUCCUGGACCACGUGCAAAGGCACAGUCUGGAGAACGUGGAUCCGCAACAACGACUGGACAGUACGCUGCCUCAUCUACCUGCGCCGUGCGUUGUCUGCCGACAGACCUUGAUCAGUGAUCUGGAAUGUCGUCUGCACGCGCGGCAUCACCUACGAACGUCUUCGGGAUCGCGUAGCGCCGGUUCCAGCCCGACCAGUCCUGGUGGCGGCAAAGGCCAAAAUCAAGGUUGCUGCCUCUGCUUGCGUGAUUUCGCGGCCGAGGACUUUGUCAAUCUACCACCCAAUCCAGCCAGUACGAGCGGACAGCUGCUCAGAGUCUGCAAGCCGUGCUACAUGCGACACUCUCAGGGACUGCCUAUUCUGAACUCGACAACCUAUGAGCACCGGGCCAAGUACGAGGCGGCCUGGCUCGCGAACAAGGACGGCCAGUGGAACGAGUCCAAGGACAAGUGGGAACACGAAAGAGGAGGACUCAAGGUAGAGGAUCGAUCUAGGAACGAUGAAAACGCGAAGAAGCAACGUUGCGAAGAGUGCGGGGUAAAGUUUGAGGAUCCCGAAGAGGCCGAGAAGCACAGGAUCGCCGAGCAUGAAAAGACUAGCGGUGGCUCGAAUACGUACACCUGCAUACAGUGUCAAGUGUCGUUUCCGACUGAAGCCAAGAUUCAACAACACGUGAGGAAGGAACACUUGGAGGCAUCCGGGAAAGCCUCCUUGGAGGCUUUACGGUGCCACUUGUGCCUAUUCGAAGCCGCCAGUCCUAUGCAGCUGCAAAUUCACUUAAUAGAGCACACUUUCGCCGGUUGUGCCGCCCUUAGCUGUUACAUCUGCCAGUCGCUCUUCACAACUCCCAUUGGCCUUCAGAAUCAUAUGCUGCAGGAACACGGAUUGGACGCGCGGCCGUACGACUGCUCCAAGUGCACGCUCAAGUUCUUCUUCAGCGCGGAACUGGACCACCACGUGCUGACCUUCCACCGUCCAGGGGAAGAGAUGCGCUCUUCGACCGAGAACGCUCGCGAGAAGAAUCGCGAGCCUGAGAAGCGCGAUAAUGGUGUAACGGUGAAGGAGGAAGUGGUGCAAGGCGGCAAGGAAGAAGAGGAGGAAGAGGAGGAAGUGAAUGUAGAUGAUCAAAUGGGGCAGGGGCGACACGACGAGGUUGCACGGGAGGAGCAGAAGCUGAAAACGGAAGUAAACGGCGAGACAUCCGGCGGGAUGGAAUCGUGACUCUCCUCCGUCAGCAUUACAUUUCGUUCCGUUCUAGAAUUAAUUGAUUAUUAGAAAUUCGUUCAUUUAUUAAGUUUGCCGCGAAUAUUUUAGACGACGCAAGUCACUUAGACACCGAUUUGCAGACCGAUGAAGUUCGAUACAGUAUUAAUUAGGAGUAUUAUGGAGGAAAAUUGCCGUUCUUGUAAUUAUUCCAGAUGGUUAGUUUUUUACAUAUCGCUAAUAAAAUUACGAUGUAAGGUUACCUUUUUAUCGUCUCAAAUCCUUGUAUGUCAGUUUCAAUUUUAGACGCUGAAUAUCUAAGUUUUCAAGGAACAUAAGUUUGUUUGCGUUAAGUUUGAUGAGAGUUAGCAUUUAUUUUAUAUUGUUUCAAGCAUCGUAUAUACUCUCGUGGUUUAUUAUUGUAGAAGUACAGCAUAGGUUUUAAUUUUUUUUCUAAGUACUUCGAUGAAUGACAGAUACAUAGACUGCUCUAACGAAACUCGACCGACUGCCAAAAUUAAAGCAAUCACAAUGUACAUCUAAAAUGUAUGCGUACAUGUAUACAUAUGUAUAUAUCAAUGCUGAACGUUGUUAAAUUUACAUUAUACAUUAGUACCUUCGAAAGAAGUUUAAACUUAAAAAAAAUCCAAUGCGUGUCAAAUCUUAGAAAUCGGCGCACAAAGUCGAUUUUUAUUUAACCUCUUAAAAAAUAUUUCGGUUUACCUUGAGAUUAUUUCUAUUCACAAUCUACUCUCAGAAAUUUUAUUAAACAAUUUUGAGAAUUGGAGUUGAAAGAUGAGACUAAAUUAUCUUACAUGAAUGAAAUUCUCUAGUUUAUAUAUGUAUAACAUCAUGUUUGCAGUGUUGGACGUUUAUAGUAUUUUUGUUAAUUUCUAAGUGCGUUCUAUGAAACAAUUGCUUAACGAUCAAUUACCUAUUGAUUUGUAACUGGGUGCUCUCGAUAAAAUGAUCAUCUCUUCGUGAAAAAAAAUUGUAAAUAUUAUGCAGAUAGCAAGAGAUAUACAUAUAUUAUAAAUGUUCUACCGAUUUAUAUUAAUUGAUGCAUAAGCGACGAAAUUCUUGAUAUUUAAAAGGAGACGCAAUAACCUGUCCAUUAGAUACAUAGCGAUAAAAUAGUUAUGUACGAAGUAAGUUAUUGUUUCCAACAUCGUACGUGCUGUAUAUACAGUAUAAUUUGUCCAUUAGGCACAUAUAGCCGUCUCUAAUAAGACAAUUAUAUACGAAUAAAUUAUUGUUCUAAAUCGG
Molecule: messenger RNA, 6043 nt
Organism: Vollenhovia emeryi
Lineage: Eukaryota; Metazoa; Arthropoda; Insecta; Hymenoptera; Formicidae
Gene: L
Product: zinc finger protein 423 homolog
Exons: 7
Coding region: 830-4795 (1321 amino acids)
Biological process (GO): regulation of transcription by RNA polymerase II
Cellular component (GO): nucleus
Molecular function (GO): RNA polymerase II transcription regulatory region sequence-specific DNA binding; DNA-binding transcription factor activity, RNA polymerase II-specific
Source: RefSeq, a predicted model, not a curated record